Molecule: messenger RNA, 1077 nt
Organism: Zingiber officinale
Lineage: Eukaryota; Viridiplantae; Streptophyta; Magnoliopsida; Zingiberales; Zingiberaceae
Exons: 6
Coding region: 1-1077 (358 amino acids)
Source: RefSeq, a predicted model, not a curated record
AUGCCUUCAACCCAAAGCCAACAAAAGAAACGUGGAAAAACUGUUAUGAAGGAUGUUCAUGCUUUACAAAUCGGUGACCGUCUAAUAGUAAAAUUUAAUGAAAGAGGUCAACCAUACGGAGAAAUGCAACCAACGCUUGCUAACUUUGUCGGCACCAUUGCUCGAAAUGGAAAUGUGUUGCCCCUUAGUUUUUUGGAUUGGAGAAAAAUGACGAAGAGUUGUUUGGAUGAUGCAUGGAGACAAGUAACAGCACGUUUUGAUAUUCCCGAUCAGCAUAGAGCUAGGGUGAUGCAAAUGAUGGGAGGUUCAUGGAGGCGAUGGAAGGCUGAAAUUAAGGCUACUUCUUAUGAUCCAAAUAUUCCAUUAAAUGAACUUAUGUGUAUCCGUCCCAUUCCCCAUAAUCUCACAUCAAGUGUUUGGGAAACUUUAUGUCGUUACUGGAAGUCUAAUGAGAGGACAUCAAAAAUAAAUCGAGAAAAUGGGAGUAAAAAACGAGGAAUUCAUGCACAAGGACGAACAAAUAUUCCCUCAUUGGAAUACAAAUUUAUUCAGGAAAAUAGUAGAAAACCAACUCGCAUUGAAAUAUUUCAUCUAAGUCGACAAAGCAAAAAGAAAGGAGGUGCUCUUGUUGAUGAUGAAGCAAUACGAGUAGAGGAUGAAUUAAAUAAAGUUGUGCAGCGUCGUCUCCAGGACAAGCCUGAGGGAACACAAACAACAGAAGUGCACGAGGAUGCAUUUCGUGAGGUAUUUGGGUCAGAGCAUUCUGGUCGAGUUCGAUGUCUAGAAGUUGGUGUAUUACCUAGCCAAGUUUUCCCAGAGCAGUGUAAUCGAAGAACAAUUUUUAGACAUGAUAACCUUCCUACUUCUGAAGUUACUGAUAAGUUGCGAGAAAUGGAAGAAAAAAUGAAAGUUAUGGAAGCACAGAGGAAGGCAGAAAUGGAGCAGAUGAGGCAGAUGAGGCAGAUGCAUGAACAUCAUAUUCAAAAUUUUACCAAUGUCAUCCAAAGUAUGAUAUCUGGAACUGCUGGGGGAUCUCGUGGGCCUGAAUUAUUGCCUACACAGGUAGUCACACAUUGA